Molecule: messenger RNA, 521 nt
Organism: Phytophthora nicotianae INRA-310
Lineage: Eukaryota; Oomycota; Peronosporomycetes; Peronosporales; Peronosporaceae
Exons: 1
Coding region: 26-454 (142 amino acids)
Biological process (GO): transcription by RNA polymerase II
Cellular component (GO): RNA polymerase II, core complex
Molecular function (GO): DNA binding; protein dimerization activity
Source: RefSeq, a predicted model, not a curated record
GAUUGCUUCAGCUUGAGCAGACAGCAUGAACGCUCCGAACCGCAGCGACUCGUACCUGCUGCCCGAGGGCGCGCAGAAGGUGACGUAUGAGAAGGACACGAAGAUCUCCAACGCCGGCAAGUUCACCAUCCUGCGUGAGGACCACACUAUGGGCAACCUCAUCCGCAUGUACGGUACCAGAAGCAAUAUUUUAGUGACACUUAACUUUAACCUUGUUCUCUUGCCAACCACUUGUAGGCAGCUGCUGCGCGACCCGAACGUGACGUUCAGCGGCUACCGCCACCCGCAUCCGCUCAUCCAUGACAUUGUGGUGCGCGUACAGACCAACGACGCAUCGUCCCCCGUGGAGGCUCUGGCCAACUCCCUCGACGACCUCAGCACCGAGUUCGACGAGAUCGCACAAAAGUUCCGCCGUCUUACAGGCAACACCAAGGAUCACAGUUCCUUCAGUUAGGCCAGCUCUGCCUCUGUUGAUGCGUUUAAGGCUCAAGUCGACGGAGAAACACGAAUACUUUAACAAA